Messenger RNA from Seriola dumerili (greater amberjack), 941 nucleotides. RefSeq names its product fibroblast growth factor 10 (gene fgf10b). Gene Ontology annotation, cellular component: cytoplasm. Lineage: Eukaryota; Metazoa; Chordata; Actinopteri; Carangiformes; Carangidae. The record is from RefSeq and is a predicted model, not a curated record. Gene Ontology annotation, molecular function: chemoattractant activity; growth factor activity; type 2 fibroblast growth factor receptor binding. The coding region runs from base 1 to 756 and encodes 251 amino acids. Gene Ontology annotation, biological process: positive regulation of protein phosphorylation; animal organ morphogenesis; positive regulation of gene expression. The transcript is spliced from 3 exons.
AUGAUCAGAUGGGCUGCUGGAGGGAGUAAGGCUGCCUCUGCCUCGUCCUGCUCCAGGGCUGGGUUAGGGGCUCGUUCUGGUUCUGGAACCAACUCCAGACUAAGGUCAUCAGCACUGUUUUCCUCCCUGUCUUUGCGUCUCCUGUUGGUCCUGGUGCUUUUCUCCUUUUCCCUAUCCGGGGCGGCCUGCCAUCAGCUCCGCAGAGAAAGACUGAGGCUUGCCAACCCGCGAACUCUCAGAGUUCCACUGAACAUCUCGGAGACUGAGCUCGUCUCCAGGCCCAGGGCCACUGGGGGCCCCCUGGGUCGGACUGGGGGACCACAGGGUAGGCAUGUGCGCAGCUACAAUCAUCUCCAAGGGGAUAUACGGAGGAGGAAGCUGUUCUCUUUCCAGAAGUUCUUCCUGAGGAUCGAUAGGAAUGGAACAGUCAGUGGGACCAAGAGCAAGGAUGACCCCCUCAGUAUCCUGGAAAUCACAUCGGUGGACGUGGGAGUGGUGGCCAUCAAAGGGCUGAACAGCAACUACUAUCUGGCUAUCAGCAGGAAAGGAGACCUGUACGGAGCGAAAGAGUUCGGCGUCGACUGCACCCUGAAGGAGCGGAUUGAGGAGAACGGCUAUAACACGUACGCAUCAGCUGAGUGGAGGAACAAGAAGCGGCAGAUGUUUGUGGGUCUGAACGUCCAUGGGAAGCCGCUCAAAGGGAAGAAAACCCGCAGAAAGAACACGGCCACCCACUUCCUUCCAAUUAUGGUGUGAGCUGAAGAACUCGACAGGAGGGGGGAAGAAUAUGCAGCACUGGACAGAGAGGUUUUUGAUACUGAAACGCUGUAAAAUAGAGACAUUCACUGGGAAAUCUCUCAUUUGGAAACAAGGCACUAACACUGUUACACAAAAAUAUGGUCUCUGCUCCUGAACUUUGAUUGAGAUCAUAUUCUUCAUUU